GUUAACAACAUAUAUGUUGAAUUGGUUGAGGUGUUAUGAUAUUAAUUGGAAAACUACAGCAAAAUGUGUUGCAGGAUCUCCCACAAACACAAAAUUCUGGCACUGUGAUAAACUUUUCCUAUGUUUUUAUGAUAGUACCAAUUAGGAAAUGACAUUUGUAAUCCAGGAAGAAAAAACGUGUUAUAUGAGCCCCUUCUACACUGCCAUAUAAAAUCCAUAUUACCUGCUUUGAACUGAAUUAUAUAGCCGUAUUGACUCUCAUAAUCCAGUUCAAAGCAGAUAAUGUGGAUGAUCUGCCAUAGUGUUAUUUCCCUCAAAUAAAAAGCAUGGUGUGUGUGUGUGUGUGUAUGUGUAUAUAGCAUAGGUAUGUACAGUAUUUAAAUUGAGUGGGUUGCUUUGAGUUUUCCGGGCUUGUAUGGCCAUGUUCCAGAAGCAUUUCUCCAGACAUUUUGCCUACAUCUAUGGCAGGCAUCCUCAGAGAUUGUGCGGUCUGUUGGAAACUAGGCAAGUGGGAUUUAUAUAUCUGUGGAAUGUCCAGGGUUGGAGAAAAAAAUUCUUUGUUUGGGGCAAGUGUGAAUGUUGGAACUGGCCACAUUGAUUGGCAUUGAUUAGCCUUGCAACUUCAAAGCCUGUCUGACUCCUGCCUGGGGCCAUUCAAGAGUCCUUUCUUCCAACCUGAACUUUCCACAGAUAAAUAAACCCAACUUGCCUAGUUUCCAACAGACCUCGCAAAGCUCUGAGGAUGCCUGUCAUAGAUGUGGGCGAAACGUCAGGAGAGAAUGCUUCUGUAAUAGGGCCAUACAGCCCGGAAAACUCACAGCAACCCAGUGAUUCCGGCCAUGAAAGCCUUCGACAACACAUAUUUAGACUUAUUUCACAUUUGUUCGAUGCAGUUCUUUAAAAAAAAACUCUUUUGUAUAAGAUCAUUGUUAAUCCCUUUGUAGAUAUGUGUCUUUAAGAAAGUAGAGUGGUGUUGGGUCUCUGGAGGCAAGGAAGGCGAAGAAAAGAAGGAGGAAGAUCUGGAAGGAAAGCAGAAAGGCAGGCAUCCUUGGAGCACAAAGAUUUCCGGAAACGGGCAUCUCUUUCCCCAUUGGCAGAUCAAGUCAGCCGCGCGCGACAUUUGUGCGCCGUUACCAUGGAGACCCGCAAAUCGAGACCCCGUCGGUGUAAACAUUGUCUGUCUAAGGUGGCCGCACAGGACUUAAAAAGCCACGCGCUAUUUUAGAAGCUUUCCAAAACGCCACAAACGGCGGAAGUCACACUCGCGUUGCUUUUCUCCAGUUGCUAAGCAACUAGUAGCAACAGACACCGCCGUUUUGUUUCCCUUAGGACUGCCUUCCUGGUGACUGCCCCGUUACCUCGCUCUGGAGCGGAUCCCGUGAGCUGUUUUUCCUCAUUGGACUCUUCAGAGCAAAAAUGGAUACUCAGACGAGACACAUUGAAUUAGUAAUCCAGAGGCUCAACCAGUUUAAUCCUGAAAAUGGGAAUAUUGGGAAUUUCUUGGGUGAAUCGGCUCAUAUAUUACAGACUUCUAAAGUAAAGAAUGAAACUUUUUUGAUGGAUAUAUUGGCUGGCUGUAUAGAAUUUAAGCCUCUUCUGGAUGUGGUGGUCAGCGCAUUCUAUAGUCGAGAUGGGAAAAAUUGCCUGUUGUCUGAACGCAAUCUGUAUAUAGUUGUUUGUUAUUUGGCCAUUUUUCAACUGGAGGAACUUGGACUUCAGGAGUUUGGCAGAAUUAUCAAAUCAAUGAAUGCUCCUAAGAUAUGUAAGUUCCUUAGAUUCUUUUUCAAUAGAAUGAAUUUGAGUACAUGGAUAAAAGACGAAUGGAACCAAAUAUAUGCUUCGGAUUAUGUAAAUAAUUGGAUCAAACCAUUGCUAAGGUGGCAGCCAAAAGUGCAACAACUGGUUGUUGAAUUCGAUGAUAAACUCCAUAGAUUCUCUGUUGCGACUUCAAAGAUAACUAAACCAAAGGAAUUUAACUUGACAAUACCUAAUCCACGAGCUAUACUGAUUCCUGAGUUAAUUCCACAUCAAGAGAAAACAAAACCUAUUCCUGCACUAACUUAUAAGAUUCCUAAACUGGGUCAGAAACUAGAACAAAUAAAGUCAAAGAAUCGUCGCAAAGCAGAGGAACUGCUAUUGGAAGCAAAUAUGCACCAGUUCAGAUGUGCAGCCCCAAAGUUUGAUCAUAAAAAUCACAUUGCAAUGGAAAUUCUAAAACCUGAAAAAAAAUUUCAAGCUCAGAAAAUCAAAGGAAAGAUUGAUAGUAUACCAGUUAAACUAAAUGCAACUACCAUCUUAAGGGAAGGCGUCCUUUAUCAGCGGAAAGUGGAACAAGAGCUUAACAGAAUUGAACAUCUUUUACGAGGAGCCCGAGAUCCAUCUGAAUUUCUGGAAUGGCAAAAGCAAAUGCGUGAGAAAGAUUUGGACCAGCAGCUAACAGAAGAAGAAUGUAGGCGGCUGCAAGGAAAACUUAGCUAUGAGGAAGCUAUUGUAGCACGUCAGAAUUGUGUUCGAGAAAAUCAGAAAAAAGCUGAGCAGGAGAGGGAAAUGGAAGAAGUAAUGAAUCACCAUUGUGAACAAAGACAGCUUAAAGAACUGAAGGCAAGACAAAAAAAUGUGCAGCAGGUGACAGAAGCACGCAAAAAUGUGAAGCAAGCACGAAUGAAGCUCCAAAAAUGUAAACGGCAGAUAGCUCAGGAAGUGUCCGAAGAAAGCCAAGAAAUCCUUGCUCGGGCUUUUAAAGAAGAAGAAGAAAAAGUUAGAAAAAGAUGUGAACUCAUUCAACAAAUAAGGGCAAUUGAAUAUGUGCCAUCCAUAAAGAGUAAAUUUGUUGACCUAACACAGACCCCUAAUCAUGGUGUUCUUGGUGAGAUGUCAAUAGUGGAACUUCAAGAACGAUUAGCCUUAUUGAAGGAAGCUCAGAAAAAGGCCGAAGAGGAGAAGAGGGAUCAGAUAACCCAUGAAAAAUACUUGAAGGAACAGCUUCUUUUGGGCACACUGGAACAGAUCUCCGUGUUCAGAGAACAAAUGGGAAGAGCAGCUACCUUGAAACAGGAGGAAAAUAAAAUAAAAAAACCUUUACGUGAAACCAUUCGGAAAGAUAAACGGAUUUUAGAUCUACAAGAAAAAAUAGAGGAAAAGUCAAUGCAGCGUAAAAUACCACCUGGAUCUUCACAAAAUAAAUCUGAAACAUUCAAUAAGGAUGCAAAGAGAUCUUGGAUAUCACAGAAGAGAUGUAAGCAAGAGGAGCAUUGGAGGAAGCUGGAAGAAAGUCAAAAGGAACACUUUAAAAUGCUUCAGCAUGGCUUUAUGUCAAGAGAACUGGCUCGAAAAAUGGCCGAAAAUGAGGCCAUGAUAACUGGAACUAGCUCUUGUAUAGUGCAACCUCCACAUUUAGUGACCAAGCAUCAUGGAAACCCUAGCUAUGGACACUUCCACAGGCUGACAGAGGGGGUUUGAAAAAUUGCAUCUCUUCCUCCCGGAGCAAAUGCCUUUCUCUCUCUCCAUCAUCACCACCCCCCAACGUGGCUUCAAAUGCUUUAAUAAAAAGACUGAAUGCUAUAGAAAAACCUUAAAGAUAUUUUCCAAUAAAAAUGAAAAAGAA
This is a messenger RNA of Anolis carolinensis (green anole), 3604 nucleotides long. RefSeq names its product cilia and flagella associated protein 99 (gene cfap99). Bases 1417 to 3459 code for a protein of 680 amino acids. The record is from RefSeq and is a predicted model, not a curated record. NCBI's taxonomy places the organism in Eukaryota, Metazoa, Chordata, Lepidosauria, Squamata, Anolidae. The transcript has 16 exons.